AUGUCAGAUUUAAAACGUACCGUGAGAAUUACUACGACUCAGAACGUACUCAAGGAUAUACCGCCCAUAGAGAAAGGGUUCCCGAUGAGGAAAUGGUCAAUUUCCGUGUCUUUACUUAAUGAUCAAGGCAAGGAAAUCCCAGCUACCAUCUUUGACAAAGUUACUUACCACCUGCAUCCCACUUUUGAGAAUCCAGUUCGUGUGUUCAAGCAGCCUCCGUUCAAGAUCGAAGAGCAGGGAUGGGGAGAGUUUGACAUGAAAAUCGCUUUGACCAUUGCUGAAAAAGGAGGAGAACGCAAAAUCAGCCAUGAUUUGAACUUUUUGAAAGAAAAAUACAUUGUGGACCACGUAAUCUCUGUUCCAACCAACAAACCUGGACUAUUGGCCCUGUUAGCUGAGAGUGGGCCGGUUCCUUCGUCCGAGGGGGCCACCACUCCAGGGCUGUCGAGUGUAACAGAAAAACGUAAAACCAGCUUGGUUGGUGAUGUUAAAGCAAAAAAGGUCAAGACUAGUUCUGGUGCCGUAAAAGGUGGUGUUGAUUUGGAGAAGUUGGCCGAUGGGCUGACUAAGUUGUCCGAAGAUGACCUCUUGGGGGUAGUUCAAAUGGUUACCGACAACAGGUCGCCCGAGAUGAAUAUCAAGAACGAUGUGGACGAGGGAGAGUUUACAAUGGAUUUGUACAGUCUUCCUGACAGUCUACUGAAGAGUCUGUGGGAAUACGUCAAGAAACAUGCUGAUGUGUAG
This is a messenger RNA of Komagataella phaffii GS115, 744 nucleotides long. RefSeq lists its product as hypothetical. The record is from RefSeq and is a predicted model, not a curated record. Gene Ontology annotation, cellular component: NuA4 histone acetyltransferase complex; Swr1 complex. The coding region runs from base 1 to 744 and encodes 247 amino acids. Gene Ontology annotation, biological process: chromatin remodeling; regulation of transcription by RNA polymerase II. Lineage: Eukaryota; Fungi; Ascomycota; Pichiomycetes; Pichiales; Pichiaceae. Gene Ontology annotation, molecular function: histone binding. The transcript is spliced from 2 exons.